Messenger RNA from Peniophora sp. CBMAI 1063, 1089 nucleotides. The record is from the annotation of a GenBank genome assembly. NCBI's taxonomy places the organism in Eukaryota, Fungi, Basidiomycota, Agaricomycetes, Russulales, Peniophoraceae.
AUGAGCCUUCCAGAGCAACCCAGCGCGAGACCCCAGGAGUCCGACGCGUCGGAUGACGAGCUAUUCUCUCGGCUGUUCCCACUUGAGAUCGCCUGGCGCGACCGUCAAGUGUUCCUUCAGUCUCGUGGAUACAUGUUGCGCCCUCGCCUGAGACCAGACUGGACACCAUCCUGGAGAACGAGCGGGAAAGCAGUAAUAGGGUCAGAGGACAGUGUUGCACUGCCGUCCCGGCAACAUCUUGUGGACGCAACGCGCACGAAAGACGGAGUUCUCGUCUACAUCAAACGAGUCAGAACCGGUGAUCAAGAGUCUACGAUCCUAUCGCUGCUUAACGAACCAAACGUCCGCGACGAUCCUCGAAACCAUGCAGUUCCCAUCCUCGACCACUUCCCGGACGAUGUCGAUCCUGCUAUAUCAUAUAUAAUCAUGCCCUUCUUGCGGCCUUACGAUUGGCCGGCCCCCGAGUGUGUUGUCGAUUGUCUGGACUUUGUGACACAGUAUCUCGAAGGCUUAGUCUUUCAACAUGAAAUGGGUGUAGCACACCGGGAUUGCUCGGAGAAGAAUCUGCUCAUGGAUGCUUCAGCCCUAUAUCCUCACGGCCAUCACCCCAUCAACCUCGACUUCACCCCUGACCUCAAGUCGCCGGUCAGACCACUAUCUCGCUCCAAGCAUAGCGUGCGGUACUGCUAUGUGGACUUUGGCAUAUCCUCCUAUUUUCCCCCUGGUACACCCUCUACGCUGGUCACCGGUAUCUUCGGUCGAAAUCAAAAUGUUCCAGAGUUAUCAGAAACCGUUCCUUACGAUCCGUUCAAGGUGGAUAUCUUCAGCGUGGGUCAAGUCUUCGAGGAAGCGUUCGCAAAGCCCUACUCCAAUGUCAAGUUCCUAAAUCCGUUGAUCAAAGCUAUGACCGCUCUUGACCCCAGCGCUCGGCCCACUGCUGCACAGGCUUUGGAUCUGUGGAAGACCAUGUCUAAACCGGGGCGUUACGGGCGGGCUUUGAGGCUUAAGCCUCGCAAGGAGUCUGUGGUAGUCGGUUUUGUCAUCGGCCUUUUCAACCGUAUUGGCGCCAUCCCAUCCCUACUUCUCUAA